CACAACGUACACAAAGAAAACAUAACCCUUUGACAUAACCUGUGUUCUGUGUUCAAUAUUCAUUUUUAUGUUAUUAUUUUAUCAAAUUUUAUGAUUGUAAAUUGUAAGCACAGUUUUCAAAAUAAUAGCUAUACAAUUAUUGAUCAGAAGUAAAAUAAACGGAUAUUGAAUAAUAUUUUUAAUGGACAAGUUUGCAAACAAAAUUUCAUAGGAGUUUGAUUUUCGCCUUGUAUUAUAAACAUAAAUUCAUAAAUAAGGAGUGCAGUCAUUUGCAACUGCGAUACUUACUUUUGUUUUGUUCGGUGAAAAAACAGGACUAGCUCUAUGGCCUCUUUCAAGCACUUGUCUAAUAAAAACAAUCUCUUACGAUAUAACACCUGGUCCAAAUAUAAACGGCUUUAUCAUGAAAUGUUUCCCACAACUCGUACAAAAAUAUUUGCCCCAAAUCCUAAUAAGAAAAAAAAUAAACUCGAAGUGCCCCUUAAAGUACAAUGCAUGGAACAGAAACUAGGUCAUAGAAGGAAUAAACUGGGUAUUCAGAUGCUCUCAAAACCCAUAUAUGAUCAAGUAUUUAAGGAGACACCUAAAGAACAAUGCAAUAAUGAAAUCCUAAAUCAGUCUCAAAAGGAACUUUUACAACACAACAUGAAAAGUGAAGACACAGAUAUACUUCCAGAUGUAGAUUUUAAAUUGCCCCCUUUGGAGGGAAAUAAUAUAGAAGAUCAUUUUUUACAUAUUGGGAAUGAAAUGGUAGAUCCGUACAAAUCAUUAGUAUUUCAACUUCUGGAGUUUUUACCAGAACAACCUGCUACAUGGUUAUUGCAAGAAGGCUGGACAAAAUACGAGCCAGGGAAAUCACCAAUGAAAGUUGAUUUCCCUUUAGAGGAUGUGGUUGUUUUUGAUGUUGAAGUUUGUAUGGCAAUUGGGAAAUUGCCUACACUUGCUACAGCCGUGUCAAACAAAGCUUGGUAUAGCUGGAUUAGUCCAACUCUAAUUGAAGGAAAUUCUAGACCCAACACCUCACACCAUUACCCAAUUUCAAAUUUAGUUCCAUUUGAAAGUACCGUAGAUCAUGAUGGGAUGCAUCUUACCAAUCAUCAGUUAAAACCAAAAAUAAUUGUUGGUCAUAACGUUUCGUAUGAUAGAGCUAGAAUUAAGGAACAAUAUUGGUUAAAUAAGACAGGUACUAGGUUUGUAGAUACUAUGAGUUUACAUAUUUGUGUCAGUGGAUUGACUAGUUUUCAAAGGGCAAUCAUAAAAUCUUCAAGCGAUGAUGAAGAAGAUGCUACAUGGAAAAAUGUAAGUUCCUUAAACAAUUUGGUGGACGUUUACAAUCUGUAUUGUGGCAAAACAAUAGGAAAGGAAACUAGGAAUUUAUUUGUUGAAGGAACCAUAGAUGAUAUUAGGAAUGAUUUUCAAAAAGUCAUGAAAUACUGCGCUGACGAUGUCACAGCCACUUAUAACGUUCUUAAAAAACUGUUUCCUUUAUUUUUGGAAAGAUUCCCUCAUCCAGUUACACUAGCUGGCAUGCUGGAACUUGGUACAGCCUAUUUACCUGUAAAUCAAAACUGGAACCUUUAUGUUUCCGAAGCUGAACAAUCUUUCGAAGAUGUCGAAAACGAAGGUAAAAUCCUUCUUGCCAGAAGAGCAGAUCAAGCUUGCCAGUUACUUCAUAACGAGAAUUAUAGAAAAGAUCUUUGGCUGUGGGAUGAAGACUGGGAAGUAAAAGAUUUGAAAAUUAAAAAGAAUAUUAACGUUAAAAAGACGAAAAUUGAAGAUGAAAAUGAAAAACUUCCCGAAGAAUAUGAAUCGGACGAUGAAAUUUCAUUGAAGAAAAAAUUUAAAAAGGUAUGGAGUACAAGGGAAAACCUCACAAAAACUGUGACACUUUUACCUGGUUAUCCCAAUUGGUACAGGAAACUGUGUAUGAAGCCGGAAUCGGUCGAAGAUUGGAAACCGGGACCGCAUCUGUUGAGUACCUCGAUGAAAAUAACGCCGAAACUCUUGUCUUUGACUUGGGAAGGUUUCCCUCUCCAUCACGUCAAAGAAAAAGGCUGGGGCUUUUUGGUGCCGUUUUCAGACGAUAUAGACGUUGAAAGAAAACUCCCUUUAAAAGAGCUUCUAAAUAAAUGUCCGCUACUGACUAAUAAAGACAGUGCCUUAAAAAAUGUUGAUGUUAAUAUCACCAAGGCCGUCGAUGAACAUUUAAUGAAAAGGGAAUUCUACUCGCGUGUAAAAAAGGAUAAAACUGGAGGAUUAUACAAAGGAUCAGGCAUUUGGUGUAAUACAGAAAUUGAAGAUUGUUGUUGGUUUUUUAAACUACCCCACAAAGACGGAACCGCUUAUAACGUUGGAAACCCUUUGGCAAAAGAUUUCCUGAAUAAAUUUUCCGAAAACGUUUUGGCUGGAGACACUGAUAGUGCCGAGGAAGUCUUAACUCUAGCCAGGAAACUGUCUUACUGGAGAAAUAAUAGGGAUAGGAUUAUAGAUCAAAUGAUAAUAUGGUUGUCCCAAGAUAAUUUACCAAAACACCUUCGAGAUAUAAAUUUCAACUACGGAGCUAUUAUUCCUCAGGUAGUUGUGUGUGGCACAUUGACUAGACGAGCCAUGGAACCAACUUGGAUGACGGCCUCCAAUGCGCAUGCGGAGAGGAUCGGUAGCGAGCUUAAAGGAAUGGUACAAGCACCUCCUGGAUACAACAUUAUCGGAGCGGAUGUGGAUUCUCAAGAGUUGUGGAUUGCAAGUGUACUAGGUGAUGCUUACCACGCGAAAAUGCACGGCUGUACCCCCUUUGGAUGGAUGACAUUGUCAGGCUCGAAAGCAAAGAAAACCGAUAUGCACAGCGUGACAGCUCAGGCCGUAGGCAUUUCUAGAGACCACGCCAAAGUGAUCAACUACGCCCGAAUAUACGGCGCGGGACAACAGUUCGCCGAGAGACUUUUAAAGCAGUUCAAUCCGUCCAUCAGCGAAUCCGAGGCCAGAAGUAAAGCAGUUAAAAUGUUCUCCUUAACAAAAGGAAAGAAAAUAUACUACUUGAAAUCGGAACACGUAUCUCUGGACUUCCCCGACAAACCUUACGGCAAGUGGCAAGCUUUGGACAUAGCCAGGGCUUGCGGAAAACGCGUGGAAGACAUGUUCGACAAGUCCAAGUGGGUGGGAGGUACCGAGUCCGCCAUGUUCAAUCGCCUUGAGGAAAUAGCCAACAGCCCAGCUCCGCGCACGCCUUUUUUGGAUUGCCGCCUAACGCGAGCUCUCGAGUCGAACACUCAAAACGAUAAGUAUUUGACAACCAGGGUGAACUGGGUGGUCCAAUCAGGAGCCGUGGAUUUCCUGCAUUUGAUGCUGGUGUGUAUGAAAUGGAUCAUGGGCGACAAAGUUCGUUUCUGCAUCAGUUUUCACGACGAAAUCCGAUAUAUAGUGCCGGAAAAUUACAAAUACAAGGCAGCUCUGGCUCUACACGUCUCGAACUUGCUCACGCGAAGUUUUUUUGCCUAUAAAUUGGGAUUGCACGACCUCCCUCAAGCAGUCGCGUUCUUUUCUAGCGUAGAAGUCGAUACUGUGUUAAGGAAAGAAUGCCACGAUGACUGUUGUACUCCUAGUAAUCCACAUGGAUUAGAGAAAGGGUAUGGCAUAAAGCGCGGGGAAGCUUUGGAUAUUUAUCAAGCCAUAGAAAAAGCAAACGGACGAUAUAAGUGUUGGUACGACGAUUUAAAGUUUAGCAAGUUUUUAAAGGACAGAAAUGUCCAAAGCCACGAAACGUAAACACGUGUUGUUGGAAGUGUUUCAACACGGUUUUUCAACACCCUCCGAAAAUCAACAGAUAGUAAAAGUAUUAGGUAGCCGAGGAAAUAACCUACACGAGGUUCAAGACUCGCACGGAGGUAGAUUUCUUGUCUCUAUGCCAACAAAAUUCCGCAAAAAUAUUUGGGUCAAAAGAGGAGAUUAUAUUUUAAUUGAACCGAUCAAAGAAGGCGACAAAGUCAAAGGAGAAA
Sitophilus oryzae (rice weevil) is the source of this 3992-nucleotide messenger RNA. RefSeq names its product DNA polymerase subunit gamma-1, mitochondrial (gene tam). The record is from RefSeq and is a predicted model, not a curated record. Gene Ontology annotation, cellular component: gamma DNA polymerase complex; mitochondrion. Gene Ontology annotation, molecular function: 3'-5' exonuclease activity; DNA-directed DNA polymerase activity; DNA binding. Lineage: Eukaryota; Metazoa; Arthropoda; Insecta; Coleoptera; Curculionidae. Gene Ontology annotation, biological process: mitochondrial DNA replication. The transcript has 7 exons. The coding region runs from base 325 to 3762 and encodes 1145 amino acids.